Molecule: messenger RNA, 843 nt
Organism: Rosa rugosa (rugosa rose)
Lineage: Eukaryota; Viridiplantae; Streptophyta; Magnoliopsida; Rosales; Rosaceae
Product: protein WALLS ARE THIN 1-like
Exons: 4
Coding region: 43-843 (266 amino acids)
Cellular component (GO): plasma membrane
Molecular function (GO): transmembrane transporter activity
Source: RefSeq, a predicted model, not a curated record
UCCUCGAUACUCAAUCCUGUGUAAUUUGGAGUAUCAGCUACAAUGGCUGAUGAGGCUGGUUCAUCAUCAAGUACUAGUAGAGCUCAUGGCAAGAGACUAUGGUGUAUGAUGCCUGAACGUGCCCGGAUUCACAUGGCAUUGACUGCCUUGCAGUUCAGUUAUGCAGGGCAACAUGUCAUCCUCAGAACUGUGCUUAACAUGGGUGUAAGCAAGCUUGUGUUCCCAGUUUACAGGAACAUCAUCGCGCUGCUUCUGCUCGGUCCCUUUGCAUACUUUCUAGAGAAGAAAGAUAGACCACCACUAAAUUUUGGCCUUGUCAUGCAGUUUUUCCUCAUGGGACUUCUUGGGAUCACAUGCAAUCAAGGAUUGUACCUCUUGGGUUUGGAAAACACUUCGCCAACAUUUUCUUCUGCAAUAGAGAAUGCAGUCCCUGCAAUUACAUUUUUCAUGGCUGCACUAUUCAGGCAAAUAUUGUUCAUCGGACUAGUAGCAAUUCGUGCUAGCUCAUUUGUAUAUGCUUCUGUAGGAAGCGUUUUAAUUGAACAAGUUCACUUGAAUAGAAAAGAUGGCAAAGCCAAGGUGCUUGGAACUCUGGCUUCUGUUGCUGGAGCCUCAGUCAUAACCAUUUACAAAGGGCCAACAAUUUAUGGACCCCCAAGUGAUUCACAAUAUUUAAACCAAUCUCAUUCUCUGUUCUCAUCAUUUGGAGAUGCCAAGGAGAAGAAUUGGACCUUGGGAUGCAUAUGUCUAAUUGGUCAUUGCCUGUGUUGGUCUAGCUGGAUUGUGCUACAAGCACCGGUUUUGAAGAAAUACCCAGCUCGCCUUUCAGUCACCUCAUUGUAA